Molecule: messenger RNA, 1115 nt
Organism: Tarenaya hassleriana
Lineage: Eukaryota; Viridiplantae; Streptophyta; Magnoliopsida; Brassicales; Cleomaceae
Product: reticulon-like protein B8
Exons: 6
Coding region: 236-967 (243 amino acids)
Source: RefSeq, a predicted model, not a curated record
UUCUCCUUUGCUGGCAUCAGUUUCUGUUCUGUUUCCAUGAUCUUUCACUUGUUGCCUUAUAUCUCCUAAAUUUAUAGUAUUUCUUUUUUGUUUGAAGUCUGGGUUUCUCUUAUUUCUUUCCCAAAGAUAAGAUCUGGGUUUCAAACAGGAUUGCAUAAAUCAUGUGUUAUGGUCGAAAAUUUGAGUACUUGGAUGGAUUUAGGUUUUGGGUUAAGCAUGAGUUAGUUGUAGAAUUAUGCCUGAGAAGAGCACGGUGGAGAAUGUUCUGAAUGAUUUGGUGGAAACCAUAGCCGAGAGCGUUCAGAAGAAGAACAACAAUGGAUCCUUUUUCGAACAGGAAGCAACAGUCUCUUCUCGAUUGAACCGGCUGUUCGGUCGUCAGGAACCGAUCCAUCAUGUCUUAGGGGGUGGAAUAUCUGCUGAUGUACUGUUGUGGAGGAACAAGAAGAUUUCAGUGAGUGUCCUCAUCGGAGCAACUGCUGUCUGGGUGCUCUUCGAAUGGAUCAAUUUCCAUUUUCUGACUCUCGUAUGUUUCGCCCUCAUGCUCGGUAUGGUUGCUCAGUUUAUCUGGUGCAAUGCCUCGGGGUUUCUGAACCGCUCAUCGUCUAAAGUGCCUCGGCUUGUUCUCCCAGAGGAGUUCUUUGUGAAUCUUGGCAUGACUAUUGGAACCGAGGUCAACCGUGGUUUGACAUUUCUUCAGGGCGUAGCUUGCAGAGGGAACUUGAAGCAAUUCCUUAUGGCCUUUGGUGGAUUGUGGGCAGCCGCAAUCAUAGGGAGCUGGUGCAAUUUUCUGACUGUUUUAUACGUCGGCUUUGUGGCGGCUCAUACAUUGCCAGUGAUGUAUGAGAGAUAUGAAGAUGAAGUGGACGGGUUCGCGUAUAAUCUUCUCGGGAGAUUUCAGAAUCAUUACAAGAGACUUGACUCCGGUUUCUUCAGCAGAAUCCCCAGGGGAAAGAAGCAUGACUAAGUAGUGUUUUCUUCAUGAACUCUUUCCAUGCCUUUAGACUGUAUUCUGCAUGGAGUGAAUGUGGCUUUGAAGAACCCAUAAAAUAAAAUAAAUAAAUUCUUGAUUUUUAUUGGCGACUUUUAUUGAAAUGGGUUUUCUUUUUCUUUAA